This is a messenger RNA of Salvia hispanica, 1092 nucleotides long. Its product is annotated as putative xyloglucan endotransglucosylase/hydrolase protein 32. Gene Ontology annotation, molecular function: hydrolase activity, hydrolyzing O-glycosyl compounds; xyloglucan:xyloglucosyl transferase activity. Gene Ontology annotation, biological process: cell wall biogenesis; xyloglucan metabolic process. The record is from RefSeq and is a predicted model, not a curated record. Gene Ontology annotation, cellular component: apoplast; cell wall. NCBI's taxonomy places the organism in Eukaryota, Viridiplantae, Streptophyta, Magnoliopsida, Lamiales, Lamiaceae.
UUAAACACUCUCGUCUAAGUAUAGAGAGAUGGCUUCUGCAGUUGUUCUUCUUCUUCUUCUUCUUCUCUUGUUCAUUUCCAGUGUAGCCAAUGCCGGUGAAUGGCCUCCCUCCCCGGGCUACUAUCCUAGCUCUCGUUAUCGCACCAUGUCCUUCUACCAAGGUUACAAGAAUCUAUGGGGUCCGGCUCACCAGACCGUGGAUCAUAAUGGUGUCACUAUUUGGCUCGAUAAAACUACCGGAAGUGGGUUCAAGUCGGUUAAACCAUUUCGCUCCGGCUACUUUGGAGCCUCUAUUAAGCUUCAAUCUGGCUAUACAGCCGGAGUUAUUACAGCUUUCUAUCUAUCCAAUAGUGAAGCGCAUCCGGGAUACCAUGAUGAGGUGGACAUCGAGUUCCUCGGGACAACAUUCGGGAAGCCAUACACUCUUCAAACAAAUGUUUAUGUGAGAGGAAGUGGGGAUGGAAGAAUUGUUGGGAGGGAGAUGAAAUUUCAUUUAUGGUUUGAUCCCACACAGAAUUUUCAUCAUUAUGCCAUUUUAUGGACCCCUAAGGAGAUCACAUUCUUUGUGGAUGAUGUGCCGAUAAGGAGGUAUCCAAGAAAGAGUGAUGCAACAUUUCCACUAAGGCCAAUGUGGGUUUAUGGGUCGAUUUGGGAUGCAUCAUCAUGGGCUACAGAAGAUGGAAAAUAUAAGGCCGAUUACCAUUACCAACCUUUUGUUGGAAAAUUCACAAAUUUCAAGGCCAGCGGCUGCUCCGCCUACUCCCCGCCCCGUUGUCGCCCUGUCUCGGGCUCCCCGUACCGGUCGGGCCGUCUGACGGGGCAACAGGGCAGGGCUAUGCAAUGGGUGCGAAGUCACUAUUUGGUAUAUGACUAUUGCAAGGACUAUAAAAGGGACCAUUCCCACACACCAGAAUGCUUCCGUUAAUUUAUUUGAAUUGUUAUUAUUAAAGCACACCAGAUCUUGUGAUAUCUAUCUUGAUUUCGAUUUUCUUGAAUUUCUUGAGAUGUGUUCCUAGCUCCCCUCUUGCAACUAAAAAGACUGCAAGAGUAGGAAAAAUUUGCUGAUUAUAUUAUAAUUUUAUUGUAUAAUAA